Penicillium cataractarum is the source of this 1437-nucleotide messenger RNA. RefSeq lists its product as uncharacterized. The transcript has 2 exons. Bases 1 to 1437 code for a protein of 478 amino acids. The record is from RefSeq and is a predicted model, not a curated record. NCBI's taxonomy places the organism in Eukaryota, Fungi, Ascomycota, Eurotiomycetes, Eurotiales, Aspergillaceae.
AUGGUGCACUCGAGCUCCCGGUAUUAUUACGAUACACUCGAACUAGAGACAGCAGGGGAUGAUGAACACCGAAAUGAUUGCAACCAAAUCGAGUGGCCCUUGAUGGACGACGACGAUUUCUACAAAUGGUCAAGACGAGCCCUAGUCAUCGUCGCAUAUAUCGUCCUCGUGAUCGCUGCCAUAAACAUCGCCGCCAUCGUCGGUCUUCUCAUUUACCUCUUGGUAAACCCAAACACCUCCACCGACUCAGAGUUCGCCUUGUACAAGAAUACCCGCUUCAAAGAGUGUGCAGCCGUGGUUCCGGACGCAUCCAACUGCAGUGCCAUCCUGGCCGCCUGGGCAAAGGACGACAAUUACGGAAAUAGGCCUUACUACGCAAGUCUGGGACGCUAUUAUAUCAUGGGUACGAAGGUUACAGCCGAAAACAAAGUUUCGUAUGACUGGUGUCAGACCGUUAGUUGUUUUAACGACUACAAGGUUAUUCCGUCGUCGGCGAAUGACUCUGCUUUGGGCCGUACUGCCUUGAAGAGCUGGUGGGUUGUCAUUAUGAACGCGUGGGGAACCGUUUGGAAUUUGAGAAAGGCGUCGCCCUGGUUCCGUCCGAAUCCUGGAAGCGCGGAUUGUCGCGGGUUUCGAGACCUUGGAAUUAUCGACUGGGUGCUCCUUAUAUAUUCUCUCGCUGGACCUAUUAUUGGUUGGUGGGUGUCUUUCGCCGAUUCGGUCAUCAAUCCUAUUCCAUGGCCGACACUCAAUGUGAUUGCCUGGUUGACUACUUGGAGAUACUCGAGUACUCUUCUAUAUCAUCCAUACUCGUGCAUCUUAGCACGAGUUCCAAAGGUCGCCCGUGUCCUACCAUGGAUAUUCGGCAUAUUGGCAGCUUUGCAAUGUGCCGCCUCAUUGUACAGCGCAGAGACAGGCGAAGCUAUGAGCGGAGGCACGAAAAAGCUCUAUGACAGCUAUACGUGCUUAGCAGCACAGGUUUCAGCUGCGCCAGGAACAUCGACCUGUUCUGCAGAAGAAAUCUGCUCGAAAUCAUGGCUGUUCAGUGCACCGUAUUUCAUCAUGCCCGGAGAUGUGGGCAAAGGAUUACCAUUUGGGCUCCUUGUAUCAGCUCUAGUCGUCGCUAUUGUGGUGCCGGUCUUCUUUGCUUCGUUCAAAAUCUUUAGCAGCACCGAGAGAUCUUUUAAACGGUACUAUAAAAUGUGGUCGCCGCUGAUCUGGCUGUCAUUUUUGGCGAUAGUCACUGCGUUUAUAGCCGGCGUGGAGUAUCCGAUAGAGCUUGGGAAGGCUUGGAAUCAGAGGAAGGCUGAUGCACUCGUUGCAUAUGAUGUGGAGUGCCAUGUUGCUCACGUUGCAUUGAGUCCUUGGAGAUUCUAUAUGGACGUGGAUAAAUACUCACGAGCAUUGCGAGUCGUCAAAUUAUGGUUUAGUGUUUAG